CUUAAGCGGGCCGGGGCCGCCGCCGCCGGGGGCCGCUACCGGCUCUGCCCGCUCCUACCGGCGCCGCCGGCCCCUGCCUUGGGACUUACCUCACGCCUCCGCCGCACCUCAGGACGAUAACGCGGAGACCGUGCCCGCCGCCAUGCCCGACUCUCCGGCCGACGUGAAGACUCAGUCCCGCUCCUCGCCGCCCGCCAUGCCCCCGCCGCCGCCCGCCGCCUCGCAGGGAGCCCCACGCCACCCCUCCUUCGUGCCCAGCACCGAUCGAGACGCUGGCCCUGCGACGUUUCUGCCUCGCGGCCGUUUUCAUGGUUGCUUGAAAUGGUCGAUGGUCUGUCUUUUGAUGAAUGGGAGCAGCCACUCACCGACCGCCAUCAACGGGGCUCCGUCCACCCCCAACGGGUUCAGCAAUGGGCCAGCCACCUCCUCCAGCGCCUCCCUAUCCACCCACCAGCUCCCUCCGGCCUGCGGUGCCCGCCAGCUCUCCAAGCUCAAGCGCUUCCUCACCACCCUGCAGCAGUUCGGGAACGACAUCUCCCCCGAGAUCGGGGAGCGGGUGCGCACCCUCGUCCUGGGGCUCGUGAACUCCACCCUCACCAUCGAGGAGUUCCACGCCAAGCUCCAAGAGGCCACCAACUUCCCGCUGCGACCCUUCGUCAUCCCCUUCCUCAAGGCCAACCUGCCGCUGCUGCAGCGGGAGCUGCUGCACUGCGCUCGCAUGGCCAAGCAGACCCCGGCCCAGUACCUGGCGCAGCACGAGCAGCUGCUGCUGGACGCCAACGCCUCCUCUCCCAUCGACUCCUCCGAGCUGCUCCUGGAGGUGGGCGAGAGCGGCAAGAGGAGGACGCCAGACAGGACCAAAGAGAACGGUUUGGACCGAGACCCCCUGCACCCCGAGCACCUCAGCAAGCGGCCGUGCACCAUGAGCCCCGCGCAGCGCUACAGCCCCAGCAACGGGCUGAGCCACCCCCCGAACGGGCUGGGGCACCCCCCGGGGCCCCCGCUGCCCCAGCACUACCGCCUGGAGGACAUGGCCAUGGCACACCACUACCGGGACACCUACCGGCACCCCGACCCCCGCGAGCUCCGCGAGCGCCAGCGGCCUGCCGCCGUGCACGGGACGCGGCAGGAGGAGGUGAUCGACCACCGGCUCACGGACCGCGAGUGGGCGGAGGAGUGGAAACACCUCAACAACCUGCUGAACUGCAUCAUGGACAUGGUGGAGAAGACGCGGCGGUCGCUGACGGUGCUGCGGCGGUGCCAGGAGGCCGAUCGCGAGGAGCUCAACCACUGGAUCCGGCGCUACAGCGACGCCGAGGACAUGAAGAAAGGCAGUCCCCCCUCCGCACGCCCCCACAACUCCUCCUCCGCUGCCACCGAGGCUCCCCAGUUAGACGCUCACCGGGACUUCGCGCCACGGCCGCUCUCCGGGUACAUGCCCGAGGAGAUCUGGAGGAAGGCUGAAGAAGCCGUGAACGAGGUGAAGCGCCAGGCCAUGUCCGAGCUGCAGAAGGCCGUGUCGGACGCCGAGCGCAAAGCCCACGAGCUGAUCACGACGGAGCGCGCCAAGAUGGAGCGGGCCCUGGCCGAGGCCAAGCGCCAGGCGUCCGAGGAUGCCCUCACCGUCAUCAAUCAGCAGGAGGACUCCAGCGAGAGCUGCUGGAACUGCGGGCGGAAGGCGAGCGAGACGUGCAGCGGCUGCAACACCGCGCGCUACUGCGGCUCCUUCUGCCAACACAAGGAUUGGGAGAAGCACCACCACGUCUGCGGGCAGACUCUGCAGGGGCUGCCGGGCCCCGCCGCCCCCGGGCCGGGCCAGCCCGACGCGGUGCCCGCCGUGGCCAGCAGCCCCAGCGAGGCGGGCUCGGUGGCCGCGUCCCGCGCCGCCACUCCGGCCACGCCGGCCCCGCUGGACAGCGCGUCCCGCUGAGCCGCCUCGGACUGCACCCCGUGCGAUUUCCUCAGCUACCUGACUCGUGUGACCUCCGAAACGACCUCUCUAGCUCUCACAACUAAUCCUCACGGAUCCUCAAACUGGGCUUUAAGUGGAGUUAAGGCAAAUACCGGUCUCUGUUCUUUCUUCGGUCUUUGUUUUUUCGGCUUUUUUUCGGUCGGUUUUCUAUCGGCUGGGGGAUUGUGGUUUGGGAUUUUUUGGGUUUUUUGGCUGUUUUUAUUUUUCUUUUUUGCUCGUUGGAUGAGGGAUUUGGCUCCAGCAUCACCACGCAGUGCUGUGGGGAGAGACCAGCCCGAUCCCAUCCCCCAUCGGUGCUGCUGAGGGGCUCCCUUGGAGGAGGAAAGAACCUUCUUUCCUUCAUCUCUCUCUUCCUAUUUUUUUUUUUAAUUUUUACCUCUUUUUUUUUUUUUUUGUAAAAAAAUAAAGAAAAUAAAAAAGAAAACGUCGGACUCUUUGGCUUUAAGUAAGAAAUUGUAAAAAAGCAAAAAAAAAAGCAAAAAAAAAAAGGAAAAAUCCAAAAACCAGACGACGCGUGACGGACGCUCACCUGUAACUACCUUGCUAGCUAGCCAAGAACAGACCAGACCCACCUCUGCUCCAAAGGAAAUCCAAAACCAAGGAAGAUCCAAACGUCUCUCCACUGCCAAAGUUCGUUUCGUUCUGUUGUCGCUUCCUUCCCCUCCCCACAAGGAUGGAUGGACAUGCCCCUGGGGCUUUAAAGAAUUUCUAUUAAAAUAAAGCAAAAAAAAAAAAAAAAAAGUGUUUUUUUACUAAAACCCCAACCCCCAAGGUGUGGGAGGGGGAGAUGGGGCUGAGAACCGCAGCUGGAGCCGGCACAUCUCUACCUCUGCCCGCCACCGCCCUGGGAAAGGAGAACAAAAAGGAGAUUAAAAAAAAAAAAAAGAAUAAUUAAAAAAAUAAUUUAAAAAAAAGGAAAUUAAAAGAUGGAUUUUGGGUUUCUCCCUCCCCGAAGCCGUCGGGGGACCCCCCCAUCCCUUCACUGCCAGGCUGCUCCCACACCCCCGCGCUGGAUUUGUUUCACAAGGAUUUUUAAGAGGAAAAGGAAAAGGAAAGGAAAAGGAACGCUGCCGCCUUCCUGGCCAAGGACAAUGUGGAUUAUUUGGGAUUCUUGCCUCGCCGGAGCGGCACGGAGGACGGAAGUGCAAUAGGGAAAGUCUGAGCUCCGAGCGGAGGCAGCAGUGCUGUGCGCUAAUGUGAAUGUAAAUAGUGUCUGCAGAGGUCCAAAAAUGAAUAAUAAUAAUAAUAAUAAUGAUGCUAGUGAUAAUAAUAAGAGACGUUUGCCAAAUAAAGGAUGAGGAGGAGGCGUGGAGCCGUGGCGCUGGCCGGAGCGAGGCCUGGCAUCGAGAGGAGCUGUAGUUUUUCCGCAUUUGCAAAACCCAUCCUGUGUGUUUUCCCUACGGGAGGAAGAGGAGGGAAGGGCUCGGGGCAGGGGGGCUGAGCCACAGCAGAGCUUGGGACACGCCAGGGGUGAUGUCCCUGGUCCUGUGCCACCGGCACCCGGCCCUGCUGGUGGCUCUGUGCGCCCCAAAGCCUUGGUGCAGCCCCUGGGAGGGUUCUGUGCACCCCAAAAUCUUGGUGCAUCGCCUUGGAUGAGUUCUGUGCAGCCUAAAACCCUGGGGGGUUUCUGUGCACCCCAAAAUCAUCGCCUUGGAUGAGUUCUGUGCAGCCUAAAACCCUGGGGGGUUUCUGUGCACCCUGAGCUCUCUCUGAAUCCUCCCAGGCUUCUUCUUCUGAGGUCUUGGUGCAUCCCCCCAGGAGGUUUCUCUGCACCCCAAGGUCUUGGGGCAUCCUCCUGGGAAGGUUCUGUGCACCCCAAGGUCUUGGUGCAUCCCCCCAGGGGUUUCCUGUGCACCCCAAGGUCUUGGGGCAUCCCCCCCCAGGAGGUUUCUCUGCACCCCAAGGUCUUGGGGCAUCCUCCUGGGAAGGUUCUGUGCACCCCAAGAUCUUGGUGCAUCCUCCUGGGAAUGUUCUCUGCACCCCAAGGUCUUGGGGCAUCCUCCUGGGAAUGUUCUCUGCACCCCAAGGUCUUGGUGCAUCCACCCCCAGGAGGUUUCUCUGCACCCCAAGGUCUUGGGGCAUCCCCCCAGGGGUUUCCUGUGCACCCCAAGGUCUUGGGGCAUCCCCCCAGGGGUUUCCUGUGCCCCCCAAGACCUCGGUGCACCCCCUGGGUGGUUUCUGUGCCCCCCCCCCCACCCUGGGAGCUUCACCCCUCCCGUGACUGUUCACUUUAUUUAUGGUGUGACAUAUGUAAUAUUGUCUAUUUUUCUUACGUUUCCUGAGAAGAGGUAAUAUAUAAGAGUAUUGCAGAUGCCCCUGCUCGCCCGGGUGUCCGGCCCGUCCCCUGCCAUGUCCCCAACGUGUCCCCAAUGUGUCCCCACCGUGUCCCCCCCGUGUCCCCGCCGUGUCCCCGGCCCCGCUCCUGCCGGGGCUCUGCCUCUCUACCUCCACCUCGCCGGGAAACCGCGGGCGAGAGCACUUCCACAGGGGCUGCUCUCCUUUCCACUCCGCUCCCUGCUGGUUUGCUUUUUUUUUUUUUUUUGGAAUUAUUAUGAUUUUUAAAAAAUUUUUUAAUUUUAAUUAAGAAUAAAACUACCCUACAGAACCUUGCAUUGAAACCAAAAGCCGAGGGAGGGGAGGGAGGGGACGGCGGUGACGGGCGGCCAAACCAGAACGACAGCUUUAAAUGUGAGAUUUCCCAAAAAAAAUUAAAAAAAGAAAAAAAAAAAAGAAAAAAAAAAAGAAAAUUGUGCUGCGGGGAGGACGGAGCGGCCAAACCUCGGGGGUUUGCUCGAAAUGGUGGCGCUGGGGGACAAGGGACGUGUGCCACGUGCUGUGCCCCUUCGGUGGCACCGUGGUGCUGGCACAGCCUGGGGACGCGGGGUGCCACAUCGGGUCCCCGUGGCUGCUCACAGCUCCCGGGUUCCCCACUCCCGUCACAGCUGGGGCCGGGGGACGGUGCUGGGGACACGGGGACAGCGUGUCCCAGGUCCCCAGGGCGCUGGGUGCUGGGGUGCCACCAAGCUGGGGAGGUGGCAGGAGGGACGCGGAUCCCCGCUGCCCCUCUCCAGCCCCUUCCUCACGUUCCCAUCCCAAAAUCCCAGCUGAAACCAUCCCAAAAUCCCAGCUGAAACCAAAGUGCCACGUCCCGGCCAGGCUGGAGCGGGGGUCCCACGCCUGCCUGGCUUUUGCUCCAUCACUGCCAGAGCCCCCCGAACUCCCCCUGCAGCAUCUCCUCCUCCUCCUCCUCCUCCGGGGGCUGCUGGGGUCCCCCUCUGGCUCCCAGUGGGUCUGAGGCUGGGGACAAGAUGCCACUGUGUGUUCCCAGGUCGCAGCACUGUGAUGGGGUGUCCCCACUGCGGUGACAGCCCCGAUGUCACCGAACGCCACUGCCCCGGGAAGGGAGGUCGUGCCCGUGUCCCCCAUCCCUCCCUCCCUCCCUCCCUCCCGGCGGCGGCAUCACCGCUUCCCCGACCCCGUGCGGGGCUGAGCCCUGCCCGUGUCGCCCUGGGAUGGGGACACCGAGCACGGGGGGCCCUGAGGGGCUGGAAAGCGGAGCCCCCCGGCAGGGCCAGGCGUGGGGUGCAGCCCAGAGAGAUGAUGUGGUAGGACUUUCCUUCGGCAUGCUGUCCCCCCCUUGCUGUUCCCCGCUUUCUCUAAGUGUACUGUAUGUUUGACCUGUGAAAGAUGUAAACUUUAUGAUUCAGGUUAUGUCUGUUCUUAACUCUGUAUCUGUGUAAUAAAGACAAUUUAAUAUCAA
This is a messenger RNA of Taeniopygia guttata (zebra finch), 5732 nucleotides long. RefSeq names its product CBFA2/RUNX1 partner transcriptional co-repressor 3 (gene CBFA2T3). The record is from RefSeq and is a predicted model, not a curated record. Gene Ontology annotation, biological process: DNA-templated transcription; negative regulation of DNA-templated transcription. Gene Ontology annotation, cellular component: nucleus. Gene Ontology annotation, molecular function: transcription corepressor activity. NCBI's taxonomy places the organism in Eukaryota, Metazoa, Chordata, Aves, Passeriformes, Estrildidae.